AUGGGGAACAGCCACUGCGUCCCCCAGGCCCCACGGAGGCUCCGUGCCUCCUUCUCCAGGAAGCCCUCGCUGAAGGGCACCAGAGAGGAUGGCUCGAGGAGGUUGGCUGGCCUGUUUGGCAACGAAGCUGGCCCUGACGGGGAUGCAAUGGCUGACAAGAUCCUGUACUACAUCCCAGGGAUGGACAUCCCAGGCCUAGAGAGCCAACGAGAAGCCAUGGACCAGCCAUUCCUGAGUGUUUUCAAGAAAGGACGGCGGAGGGUGCCCGUGAGGAACCUGGGCAAAGUCCUAUACUAUGCCAAGGUCCAGCUGCGGUUCCAGAACAGCCAGGACACCAGCGACUGCUACCUGGAGCUCUUCCCUUCCCACCUCUACUUCCAGGCCCACGGCUCUGAUGGCCUCACAUUCCAGGGGCUGUUACCACUGAUGGACCUUCGUGUCUGCCCAAUAGAGGGGUCCAGAGAGCAUGCCUUCCAGAUCACAGGCCCACUGCCCGCCCCCCUGCUGGUGCUCUGCCCCAGCGCCCCUGAGCGCACCCGCUGGCUCUACCACCUGGAGAAGCAGAUGGCCCUUGCUGGGGGGCUGCGGCGUUGCCACUCGGAGCCCCCCCAGCGACGGCUGACGCGGCUGCGGACAGUGUCGGGACAUGAGGCAGGAGGCAGUGCCAUCUGUGCCUCAAGAGUCAAGCUGCAGCAUCUGCCCUCACAGGAGUUGUGUGACCGGCUCCUGGUCCUGUACCCGACCUCCCUGGCCAUCUUCUCUGAGGAACCAGAUGGGCUUUCCUUCAAGGGGGAGCUCCCACUCAGCGCCAUUCACAUCAACCUAGAGGAGAAGGGGAAGCAGAUCCGCUCUUUCCUGAUUGAAGGCCGCUUUAUCAACACUAUCCGUGUGGUGUGUGCCAGCUAUGAGGACUAUGGCCACUGGGUGCUCUGUCUCCGGACUGCUGCCCUCAGGGAAGGGGGUCCUGCCCUGCCAGGGCCAGUGCCGCAGAUACCCACACAGGUUGUACAUGGCGGCCGAGGCUCUCUCUCCUCGGAUGGACGGACUAGCUGGGGCUCUGGGUGCCUGGCACCCCCCUCCACUCGCACCAGUCACUCCCUCCCUGAGUCCACGCUGCCACCACCCCCUGCAGGCUGCCCUGCCCAGCCUGGACCCGACCAGGCUGAUCCAGGCUACGCCAGCAUCAGCCCCCGGAGGUCAGAGCUGAGACGAGGGGGCAGCAGCAGGUCACCCAAGAGAAAGGCCCAGGGAGAGGGGCCCGUCCCAUCCGCUCCGCUACAUUUAGACCUGGACCUGACCAAGCUGAGCAGGCUGAGCCUAGAAGGAGACCCAGACGACCCUGGGGAGACACCACACUCCCCACUCUAUGCUGAUCCCUACACCCCACCUGCCACCUCCCACCACAAGAUCACAGAUGUUCGGGGCCUGGAUGAGUUCCUCAGCGCCAUGCAAAGCUCCUCUGGGCCAGAAGCAUCGAGUGCCUUCCCAGCUGUCCCUGUGUCUGUGCCUGUCUCUGACCCCAGCCCUGGCCCUUCUGGCUCUCCUGGCCCCUACCUGCUGCCCAAGAAGGGAGCCCCGCAGGGUCGUAACUCUCAGAGACACCGAAGUUCCUUCAAGGGCAGGGGGCCAAGGCCUCCAGAUUCCCCUAAGCUUGUCUCCACUUCGAGGGAAAGUUCACCUGACCCCCUGCCACCUCCCCCAGCCAGCUGCUCCUCCCGGAGGCAUGCAGGUCCAAGCUACAACAGUGUCUGGGAUGAGGCCACAUCGCCCUCCCGCCAGAAGUGGCCCCGGCCAGGUGCACCUGAGGCCGAAGGAGCCCUGACCCAGUGGAUCUGA
Molecule: messenger RNA, 1836 nt
Organism: Orycteropus afer afer
Lineage: Eukaryota; Metazoa; Chordata; Mammalia; Tubulidentata; Orycteropodidae
Source: RefSeq, a predicted model, not a curated record